UCAUUUCAUACCAUUCAACUUAAGUAAGGAGGUGAGCAUUGUCUGUGAAGCGUUAGUAUAACGAGGGCGAUGUGUAUGUGCUUGGAGUUAUAUAGAUUCUGGCCUCAUUUUUGCACAAAGAGCCCUACGCUCGCAUUUAGCAUAUUGCCGGGUUUUAAAACACAAUGCAGAACCUGUACAAAACAUUGGUGAUGAAGACAUGCUAAGGCUUGAGCUAUGUUAAUGGCUAUAACAGUCUUUCUGUCAAACUCAGUUCGCACUCAUCUCCAUCAGGCAUAUCUGACAACCCAGAUAAAUUUGAGUGCGGAUACAAAAUUUGAACAGUGGUAUUUUGGCCCAACUGCAUUCUAAAACAAUUCCAAUGUUUUUAUCAAGAAUUUUUAGAAGGCCACUUUUGGCUGCAGUCAAUUCUGAAGCAGCUGCAGCAACAACUUCCACUAUAACUGCCCGCAAUCCGCUUGAGGAAUUUUUCGAGGCAGAUAGAAGCUUGGAUGAUGAAAAGCCCAAUGUCUACGGGCGUGGUUGGAAGGCCUCUGAGUUACGCCUCAAGUCAUGGAAUGAUCUGCAGAAACUCUGGUUUGUUCUCUUGAAGGAGAAAAAUAUGCUGAUGUCUCAGCGGCAGAUGAUGCAGGCUCAGAACUUGCGUUUCCCCAAUCCAGAGCGGAUGUCCAAGGUGAGGAAAUCAAUGUGUCGUAUCAAGCAUGUUCUUACUGAGAGAGCAUUGGAAGAACCUGAUCACAGAAGACAGGUUGAAAUGAAACGCAUGAUAAAUGAUUUGUGAAAGAUCAUCUUAAGAAGUCAAGCUUCAAAACAGGGAAUACUUAGGUGUCCCGCAUAGAUUGUAUUCUGCAGAAUACCAUAUAUUCAAAUAGUUGUCUGAUCAGUACUGUUUUAAGAAUAUGAUUCUAUCCAAUGGCCCUUCUAUACAUGAUCUGAGACAAGUCAGCUUUUUACUCCACCGUAUGUGGAAACUAUCAUCCUUGAUUUUUAUCGAGGAUAAAUGUCUGGAACCAAUUUAAUAUAGUAACCGACCAAAUAGACUAACUCCAAAGCAACCUUAAUUACUUGUAAAUACAUAAUAGUACUUUGCUAAAUGGUAAUAUGGUAAAUUGAUUUUGGAAACAUAUAAAUAGUAUUAGAAACUCGGCAUUUAAACUUCUCAUUUAAAUCUUUAUACGGAUUCUGCAUCUUCUGGCCAAGGCAACAUUUUAUUACAAAUAUUUAUUAAACUCAGCCUUAUCGAGGAUGUUUGACAGCAGCAUAGAAAAUAUGCUUACCUUCCAUGGGGAGCACAAAGAGUUAUAUAUGAACGGCAAAAAAGGAUGCUUAUCUUCACAGGAAUAAGCUGUUUGCAAACAAAUAUAAGCUUGACUUUUACA
Molecule: messenger RNA, 1379 nt
Organism: Cryptomeria japonica (Japanese cedar)
Lineage: Eukaryota; Viridiplantae; Streptophyta; Pinopsida; Cupressales; Cupressaceae
Exons: 6
Coding region: 362-781 (139 amino acids)
Biological process (GO): mitochondrial translation
Cellular component (GO): mitochondrial ribosome; mitochondrial large ribosomal subunit
Molecular function (GO): structural constituent of ribosome
Source: RefSeq, a predicted model, not a curated record